This is a messenger RNA of Moneuplotes crassus, 1270 nucleotides long. The record is from the annotation of a GenBank genome assembly. NCBI's taxonomy places the organism in Eukaryota, Ciliophora, Spirotrichea, Euplotida, Euplotidae.
AUUAGGAAUAAUUUUGAUAAAUGGAAUCUUCUACUCCGAUUUGGCAUAAGCAUAAGGAAAUACUAACUGAAGCUGGAAUUGAUUUUGAUGAUAUUGAGAAGACCAGAAAACACAUCCAUCAGAAUGCUGAAGGAGAAUUCAAAGAAUUCAACACCAAAGCCAAGAUUCUCGAGUACUUUACUGAUGUGGAUAAAGAUGAUAUCAAAGAGCUAGCCACCACUGGGCUCACCAUCGACAUCAAAGGGACUGCUCCUCCCACUGAAGAAGGCGAGUGCAAUGUCAUUGCUCUCAGAGCCGACAUGGACGGCCUACCCAUGAAGGAAGAAACUGGCCUUGACUAUGCCUCGGUCACCGAGUACGCCCACAUGUGUGGCCAUGACGGACACAUGGCAAUCCUGAUAACGACAGGGUUGUUUCUGAAGAACCACAGAGACAAGAUUCCAUCGAACAAGACAGUGAGGCUGUUGUUUCAGCCAGCUGAGGAAGGGCCAGGAGGAGCUGAGCCAAUGAUAAAGGAAGGGUGCCUUGAAGGGGUUGAUGAAAUCUAUGGAUACCAUAGCAGCCCAUUCGGACCUGAAUGAUCUAUUACUGCUUGAGAAGGAGCUAUAUUAGCAGGGAUUGUUAUAGUUGAAAUUGAGGUAGAAGGCAAAGGUGGUCAUGGGUCUGAGCCUGCCAACUCUAUUGAUCCAAUCACUGCUGCAGUGAGUAUCCACAAUGCUUUUCACACAAUUAAAUCAAGAAAUACAUUUAAUACUGACAAAGUCUCAUUCACAAUAUGCUCGUUUAGCUCAGGAUCUGUAUGCAAUGUUAUCCCAAGAGUGGCUAAGAUGACAGGAUCAGUUAGAUAUUUUGACGAAAGUGUCAAGGAUAAACUUUGAGAAAGGAUCACAAAUAUCACAGAAAGCAUUAGUGAAGCAUUUAACUGUAAAGGAGUUGCCAAUUUGAAACCUCUGUAUCCAGCUACAAUUAAUCAUAAGAAACAGACAAAUGCAUUUUUGGAUAUAGCUAGAAAGGAAUUAGGAUAUGAAAAUGUCGAGACUGAAAAGAACUUGCCAGUUCCUGGUAGUGAAGACUUCUCUUAUUAUCUACAGAAAGCACCAGGAGCUUUUAUUUUCUUAAACAACGUCAAGGAAGGACAUGAGCCAAUCCAGAUGCACUCAUCAAAGGUAGAUUUCAACGAUAACACUACUCCCACUGGAGUAUAUCUUUACAUUAAGAUGCUCGAGAGUAGACUGGGGAUGUCCCUCCUUUAAUAUCCAAUUUCAAUCAC